This is a messenger RNA of Solanum pennellii, 402 nucleotides long. RefSeq lists its product as uncharacterized. The record is from RefSeq and is a predicted model, not a curated record. The coding region runs from base 1 to 402 and encodes 133 amino acids. NCBI's taxonomy places the organism in Eukaryota, Viridiplantae, Streptophyta, Magnoliopsida, Solanales, Solanaceae. The transcript is spliced from 2 exons.
AUGUCCAGAAUUUUUCAUCUUCACAAAGCCAUAGUUACACAUACUCAAGGUAUUUCCCCUGUUUCAGUUUAUUAUUCAAAGCUGAAAGAUCUUUGGGAUGAAUUCGAUUCAAUAGUUCCUCCUUCAUCUUGCGAAUGUGUUAAAUCGAAGGAUUAUUCUGAUAGUAUGGAUAGGCAGAAGUUAUUACAAUUUCUUAUGGGUUUGAAUGAAAGCUAUGCACAAGCUAGAAGCCAGAUACUUAUGCUAAAUCCACCACCCAGUGUCAAUCAAUGUUAUGCCAUGAUUGUACAAGAUGAGAGUCAACGUGAACUCAGUGGUGAAUAUUCUGGUGGAGGCAUCACUGAUCCUACUGCAUUAUUGACAAAUAAGUCAGCCAUCUUCCCCCCAAUUAGUGCCCCAUGA